UAAUCAGAGAGGCCUUCGUCUUGAAGGAAGGAAAGAAGAAAGAGAAAUAGCAAGCAAUGCCCCUAUAUAACUGCGAAUCUGUGAGAGAAGUGUAGACAGACACACCUGCAAGCUAUAGGAUUCUGGAUUCUGCAUCUCCUCUGAGACCCCAGUAAGGGUAUACAAUAUCAAGCAAAGAAAACGGAAUCCAUUUGAAUUGUACCUUUAUAAUUCAUAGAUGGCUGACAUACCUGAAUUCGUUCAGGGAGACAAAAUGGUGGAAAAAGAGGAAAUUCAUCUCAAACUGAAAAGCAAAGACAACGCACCAGGGGAAGAGAAAGUAGAGGAGAAAGAGGCUGAACUUGAAUUGAAGGCCAAAUCUGUAGAGAAAGAGAAGUUGAAACAUAAGGAAGACAAGACUGAGAAGGAUGUGAAACAUGAGGAUAAGGUGCUUGAAGGAGGUGGGGAAUCAAAAAAGAAGGAGAAAGAAAAGAAGAAGGACAAAGAGUCAAAGAAGGAAAAGAAAGAUGACACAGCAGGGAAGUCCAAGGAGAAGGACAAAGAUGGAGAAACCAAGGGGAAAGAAGACAAAAAGAAGGAGAAGGAGAAAAACAAAGAUGGAGAAAACAAGGAGAAAGAAAACAAAAAGAAAGAGAAGGAGAAAAAAGACGAGGAUAAAGAAGAGAAGGAAGACAACAAGAAAGAGGGCAAAGAUGAGAAAUUGAAGGAAAAAGAGGAGAAGAAGAAAAAAGAGAAAAAAGAUAAGGAUAAGGAGAAAAAGGACAAAGAUGGAGAAUCAAAGGGGAAAGAGAAAGAGAAGAAGAAAGACAAAGAUGGCAAAGGCAAGAGCAAUGAUGUUGAGAAGCUGAAGAAGAAGUUAGAGAAGACCAAUACCAAAAUAGAAGCUCUCCUAGAAAAAAAGGCUGACAUCAUGAGGUUGAUCGGUGAAGCUGAGGCAGAAAACUGUGCAAUUGCUGAAAAGCCCAAAGAUACAUUGGUGGGUGGGAAUGUGGCAUAGUGCCCCCCCCCCCCUUCUUUCUCUUUGUUGCAUGUGUGAACUGAAGGUGUUGUUUAUUGAAAUGCUGUAAGAAUUAAAUAUAUCCAUAUGUAAAGUUGUUAUAGUUGUUACUCGAGCAGAAUGGAAAUGGUUUCAGUCGAGGCUACUAUUCUAAUUAUCUUGACACUCUGCUCGACUGUAACCUUUUGUGCUUUAUAUAAGAGCUAAGUUCUCUAGAUGGUUGAUUUUUAAGUAGUGUGUGCAAGAGACUUGUACUCCCUUUCUGAAUUUUGGGCUUAGUACUAUGACUACAUUGUCAUUUGGGGUUGUAACCUAGAAGCAUCACACUAUUAAUUUCUUAUUAACCCAUUUCUCUUUGCAUGUGAUGAGCAUGCUUAUGAAGACACUGUUAUUCAAUACA
Macadamia integrifolia is the source of this 1397-nucleotide messenger RNA. RefSeq names its product nucleolar protein 58-like. The record is from RefSeq and is a predicted model, not a curated record. The transcript has 2 exons. Bases 218 to 997 code for a protein of 259 amino acids. NCBI's taxonomy places the organism in Eukaryota, Viridiplantae, Streptophyta, Magnoliopsida, Proteales, Proteaceae.